GCUCCCGGAUCCGCAGCAGGAUGAGGGCGGCGGAGCUCCUGGUGCUGUGUCUGCCAGCGCUCCUGGUGCAGGGACAGUUCAGCAGGUUCGAGGGCAUCACCUAUCCCGAGCCCGCCCAGUACUCCCAGUACGACCAGCAGGCAGAAAUUCAGGAUUACUACGACUACCAUGAUGUCACUCCCCGAGCCCCAGAGGAGCAGUUCCGGUUCCAAUCCCAGCAGCAAUCCCAGCAGGAAACCGUGCCAGCCCCGACCCCAGCUGCGCUGCCCGAGACGGAGCCCACGGAGCCGGGGCCGCUCGACUGCCGGGAGGAGCAGUACCCCUGCACCCGGCUCUACUCCGUGCACAAGCCCUGCAAGCAGUGCCUGAACGAGAUCUGCUUCUACAGCCUCCGCCGGGUGUACGUCAUCAACAAGGAGAUCUGCGUCCGCACCGUGUGUGCCCACGAAGAGCUGCUGCGAGCCGACCUGUGCCGGGACAAGUUCUCCAAGUGCGGGGUGAUGGCCACGAGCGGCCUGUGCCAGACCGUGGGCGCGUCCUGCGCCCGCAGCUGCGGCGGCUGCUGAGCCCGGGACCGCUCCGGGACCCCGGGACCGCUCCGGGACAGCUCCGGGACAGCUCCGGGACCCCGGGACA
Oenanthe melanoleuca is the source of this 636-nucleotide messenger RNA. It is a transcript of the gene MFAP2, whose product is annotated as microfibril associated protein 2. Gene Ontology annotation, cellular component: microfibril. Gene Ontology annotation, biological process: embryonic eye morphogenesis. NCBI's taxonomy places the organism in Eukaryota, Metazoa, Chordata, Aves, Passeriformes, Muscicapidae. The record is from RefSeq and is a predicted model, not a curated record. The transcript has 8 exons. The coding region runs from base 21 to 566 and encodes 181 amino acids.